GAGGUUGGACAGCCUGUGAUACAAUAGCAAUCACAUCAGCUGCUCCCUAAAGAUCUCUCUGUCUCUUUCUCUUUAACAAUAUUUCUCAUUUCAACUAUUUUGUUUUGCAGGUUAAAUUAAUUUUUUUGGCGUGAAAAAGACGGAACCGGGGAACAUUUUUGUUUUAUACCUGCGAUCCAAACCAGAAUCCUUCUUUUCAUUCAUAACAAAUAAAUCUCCAUAGCCCCCUUGGCUUUCUGUUUGAGAAGGGAGGGGGGUCAGACAAUAUUCCUCCCCCUUCGUGGUGAUGAGACUUUUUUCCCCCUUUAACUGUUAGAGGAUCCGGUUGCCCUGAGGAAUGAGCCUGCUCCAGAGAAACAAGAAUAAACCCUGAGAUUGGACAGAUAAUCGGGGAUAUAUUGGCACUGAGAGAUUGCUGGCUAUUUAAUCCAUACAGGACAUGGACAACCAAGCAGUGGGGAUCCAUAAAGAGGAACAGGAGCAGAAAAUACCAGAUCCCUUAUUAAAUGGCGAUGCAGAAGAUGUACCUCAGCAUUUUUCAGAGACCCCAACGUGUAACACAGAAUCUCGGCUUCAAGCUGAUCAACAGAGAAUAAAGACAGAGACAAUUACCCCAACACCAGUGGCAUACAGUCACAGCUCCCCACCACAGACUGAUGGACCCAGUUCUGCUAUGACAGAUAACGGUGCUACCUUUACUUUACAUGCUACUGUUCCAGCAGAGCAAAAACCGGUUUCCCCAUCUCAAACUAAAGCUCCCUGCUUUACAAGUGUAGAAGGACCUCGGUUAUCCCCUGAAGGUCAAAGUUCUUCUCCACAGACUGAAGGUCAGAGUAUAACACCUUUUUCUGAUGGACAUAGCUCCCCAAAACUAGAUCAAAAUGUAAAAUAUGAUGGAUCAUCUCCACCUGUUGUACCUUCUCCCAGCUCUGCAGUUAGCCCUCGACAAAAGCCAGAUACACAGAAAGCAGAGCAACGGCAGAAGCAAGCCAAGGAAAGGAGAGAAGAGAGAGCCAAGUAUUUGGCUGCUAAGAAAAGUGUGUGGCUGGAGAAAGAGGAAAAGGCUAAGCAGCUUCGGGAGAAGCAGUUGCAGGAUCGAAGGAAAAAGUUGGAGGAGCAAAGGCUAAAAGCCGAGAAAAAAAGGGUGGUGCUGGAGGAACGUCAGCGGAUAAAAUUUGAAAAGAACAAGGAACGCUAUGAAUCUGCAGUAACCCGGAAUACUAAGAAGACGUGGGCUGAAAUACGCCAGCAGCGUUGGUCAUGGGCCGGAGCACUCAAUCGAAACUCUCCUGGACAUAAAGGGGGUGCAAACAGAUGUUCAGUGUCUGCCGUGAACCUUCCCAGACAUGUUGAUUCUAUAAUCAAUAAACGUUUGUCUAAGUCAUCUGCAACCCUCUGGAACUCCCCAAGUAGAAAUCGAAGCCUACAGCUCAGCCCUUGGGAGAGCAGUAUUGUGGACAGACUGAUGACUCCAACACUCUCCUUCCUAGCACGGAGCCGCAGUGCAGCCAUACUCCCUGGAAAUAGCAGAGAUACAAAUUCUCAUGUCUGUCCCCGUUCUGCCUCUGCAAGUCCCUUAACCCCAUGCAAUGCUCACAAACACCGGUGUCCAGAACGCAGAAGGACUAUAGGCAGUAGCCUGGAUGUGACACCUAAAAAAAGGAGUGAUUCAUCCCCAAAAAAGAAAGAAAAGAAGGAAAAAGAUCGAGAAAACGAGCGUGAGAAAAAUGCAUUGAGCAGAGAGCGUGUCCUGAAAAAGCGUCAGACCUUGCCCAGUUCCAAAGCUCAUUUGUCAGCCACUCCAUCUGAAAUAAAGAGCUUGAAAUCCAAAAACCGACCUUCCUCCCCAUCAAUGCCUAAACGACGCCCAGCCUCCCCCAGCCCAGCCACUUCGUUGCCUUUAACACCAAAACUGACCUCACCUAAAAGUGCACAGGGGGCAACCAAGGUCAGACCUAAGACAGAGAAGUCAAAGGAAGAGAAGACACCAAUCAAAAUUAAAGAGAAGAAAGAGGAACGAAAGGCAGAGAAGGAGCAGCAAUCAACUCCUGUCCCCAAAUUAGAGGAGCCUAUUGAGCAAAAAGUUGCUGAAUGUACAGAAAAAAGUACAGAUGUUGAUGAAACCUCUAUAGCUCCUCCUGCAACCAGUGCAACAUCAGCACUACCACCUGUCCCUGUAGUAUUGGUCACUCCUUCCUCUGAACCCGUAUCCAGCAAACCAAUGGCAGCUGCACCUGCUGCUGUUAUUGCCCCAUCAACAACUCCAUCUUUUAGUAAGCCUGUUGUAUCUACACCUGCUGCAACUGCUUCUUCACCAGCACCAUCUCCAAGCAAGCCCAUAGCACCAACCCCUGUUGCAGUGAUUUCCCUGUCCCCAGCUCCCUCUCCUGGCAAGACUAUGGCAGGCACUACAGACAAAGAGGAGGCUGCCCGUUUGCUGUCAGAGAAGAGACGACAGGCCCGAGAGCAGAGAGAGCGAGAAGAGCAGGAGAGGAGGGAACGGGAAGAACAGAAGAGGCGGGAGAGGGAGGAAAAGGCUCGCGAGGAAGCUGAGGAGAGGCUGCAGCGAGAAGAAGAAGCUCGCCGGCUGGACGAACAGCAAAAGGCUGAAGAACUGGAGAGGCGCCAGUGCGAGGAAGAAGAGCAAAGAAAAGAAGUGGAAAGAAAAGCCAAAGUAGAACAAGAAGAGAUGGAGCGUCUUCAGAAACAGAGAGAAGAAGCUGAAGCCAAAGCCAGGGAAGAAGCUGAAAAGCAGAGGCUGGAGAGGGAACAGCAUUUCCAGAAGGAGGAACGGGAACGAUUAGAGCGUAAAAAGCGCCUGGAAGAGAUUAUGAAAAGAACUAGGAAAUCUGAUGCUACUGACAAGAAGAAAGAAGAUAAACAAGCAUUAAAUGGAAAGGAGACCAAGCUAGAAUCAAUUCCUAGCAAAGAUGAAGCCAAGUCCUCUGAAGAUAUUAUAAAGAUUGAGCAUCCAGAAAAGAAGUCCGUGUGGUUACAGGACAGAAUGGGCACAUCGGAUCCCUCUCAGGGGGUCACCGGAGCUAUAUUAAAUGGUGUGCAGCCUCCAAAACAGGAAAAUGGCUUUUCUUCUAAGGAUUCCUCAUCUGUCUUUGAGGAGGUGAUAACACUGGCUGAAAGAAGUGGCUCUAAUGGAGAGAAGGGAAUACCACCUGCAGACCCCAUUAUUGCAUUCAGCAGCAAAGACUCUUUCAUUAAGAAGGCCACUGUGCAACCCCCUCAAGUUACAGAAGUUCUGUAGUUGUUACAGUGAAUCUCUACUGCUGCUGACUGCAAGACGUUUUGGAAGCCACAGAAGGCGAGCAAGGGAACAGAAUCCUUUUGGGGCUUGUCCCUGUUCCUGUUUUCGGUCACUGCCGAUUUGAGCUGGAAAUGGCAUCAGUUAUCCGAAUAAAUUUGGCAUUGAAGUGCUUAAGAAAGAGACUUCCAAGAUCCACUUUACAGUGCCACAGUGUAUUCACCACAGAUGAAUAAUGGACACUUCUUAGUGUUAAUAUAAUUUACAAUUUUUUGUGUUUUUCUUUUUAACAUGCACCUUAUAUUAAAGAAAAAAACUGACAUGGUUUAAUUCGCCACUGAGAGAUGGUGGAAAUAAUAUUAAAAAAAAAACUAAAGAAUGGGAAGAAGAAGACGAUUGAGUAUCUCAGACAUGACUGAAAAUUGUUUGAAAGAGCUUUUUUGGUGUUCCUAAUUAUGUAGCUAUUUAACUACCAGAGACUGCUGGGUACAUUGCUGUAUGUGAAUUCUGUAAAUAAAACCUCACAGUGUUACAUCAA
This is a messenger RNA of Xenopus laevis (African clawed frog), 3794 nucleotides long. It is a transcript of the gene map7d1.L, whose product is annotated as MAP7 domain containing 1 L homeolog. Gene Ontology annotation, biological process: microtubule cytoskeleton organization. Gene Ontology annotation, cellular component: cytoskeleton; microtubule cytoskeleton. The record is from RefSeq and is a predicted model, not a curated record. Lineage: Eukaryota; Metazoa; Chordata; Amphibia; Anura; Pipidae. Bases 440 to 3259 code for a protein of 939 amino acids. The transcript is spliced from 18 exons.